GACGGGUUUGAAAGCUCUGUGAGCUCCGUUCCCCUGUGCUCAGCAUGGCCACAGCUCAAGCUUCCCUUUGUGCGACAAGGGGAGCGGCACCACCUUUCAAGCAGGCAGUUAAGCGGGGCGGCAUCAGGAGAAAUGAAUGCUGGCACCUGGCAGGAUGGAAAGGCUGCGCACAACUCCCAUCUACUUCAAACAGAUGUGGCGCUGCAAGACUGCAGCGUAUCUGCAAGGCUUUUCCAACAAGGCUUAUACCUUCAGUGCCCCAAUUGCCUCCUUGUGUAGCGCUCACCAGCAACGCCUUGCUUGAGGGAAGGGACAUUGGCAUAUGUAAUCAAAGGCAGGCCGUGGGUGUUCCUUUGAUCUAUAAGAGGCGGCCAGUGCAAGAAAACGCGCUGUCAUCAAAGUUGUUUAGAAAACCAGUGGUGAUCAGGGCAGAGCUUGGGGCUGGCUCCUCGGACAUUGGCCCUCAAAGUCCGAGGAGACGAUGCAUCGAAUGCGGGCAUCUGAAGCUGCUGGUAGAUUUCAAGCCGACAAAGACAAGCGCUGAUGGACUGACGGACUCGUGCAGAGCCUGUCUGGCGGUUUGGUCUGCGAGGCGGCCGCUGUGGGCAUACGAAGGAAGUGCGCGACUUUGUGUUGGACAAGUCGAAGAAAGACAGGCUGUCUCGUUGGUGCCGGGGGUGAUGCGAGGAGGUGAAGUCCGCGCCAGAGUUCGAUGUUGACAAGAAGCGGCGGAGCGGGCUCCAGAUAGUGUGCAAAAUGUGCCGCAAAGACUUGAAUAAGAGUGUGACCUUGCGCCGGCAGGCGUUCGCAGGGCACGGGGUUGCUCCAAGGGCCAAGAAGUUGUGUCGGUCGUGCGACAAGGUCAAGAAACUGGGCGAGUUCUAUGUCGAUGUGACAUCAGCGGACGGCCUCGGAUACGCGUGCAAGACGUGCAGUUCGGCUCAAGCAAGAGCACGGUAUCGGGCGAAGAAGAGGAAAGCGGCAGGGCCGCUCAAAGAGGCGGAGGCGUCACCUCCACUGGAGGAACUAGACGUGGGCCCCUGCGAGGAGCAAGAGUUGAAGGUGCGGUGGGAGCUGCGGGUGGCUGAGUGCCAAAGGUGGUGGGGUGUGCAACUGAACAAGGACAAGUGGAUCCGUGACCAGGAACGCAUGCGCUCCCUCGAGCUCCGGCUCGCGCAGCUGCAGGCGCAGCAGUCCACGUGGCAGGCGGAGAAGCUGGCCCUGAGUGGCACGUCCAGAAACUAG
Klebsormidium nitens is the source of this 1245-nucleotide messenger RNA. Lineage: Eukaryota; Viridiplantae; Streptophyta; Klebsormidiophyceae; Klebsormidiales; Klebsormidiaceae. The record is from the annotation of a GenBank genome assembly.